Penicillium maclennaniae is the source of this 1863-nucleotide messenger RNA. Its product is annotated as putative transporter. Gene Ontology annotation, cellular component: vacuolar membrane. The annotation marks the transcript as partial. Lineage: Eukaryota; Fungi; Ascomycota; Eurotiomycetes; Eurotiales; Aspergillaceae. The transcript is spliced from 6 exons. The record is from RefSeq and is a predicted model, not a curated record. Gene Ontology annotation, molecular function: amino acid transmembrane transporter activity. Gene Ontology annotation, biological process: amino acid transmembrane transport.
AACGCGGACGAGCAUCAAGAGGGCGACUCUCGACAGUCAACGAUGUGGAGAGGCGCGCCCAGCUCCUGGGACUACGGCCGUGUGAGCGCAGCGCACCCGAUCGACGAAGAGGACAGCAGAGGCCGACCAAGGUCAUCGUCUUUCGGCCGUCUUCGACAGGUCGGAGGCCCUAACAGCAUCGACAACUUUGCCCGCUCAUGGCAGAGAGCAGCUGCCUUCCCCGAAGUCUUUCCACGUCGCUCCUCGUUCGUUGAGGCAGACAUCGACGAUGAAUGCGCUAUUGCCACCGGAUCCGACUCCGCAGCCAGAGCUUCUCGACCACACCGUGAUUCCGAUCUAGAUCAACCUCUGCUACUGUCUGAUGAGUCUGGUGGGGAGGAAGAGGUUACACCCUACUGGCAUGGUUCCCAAAGGUCCAGGAAGCCACUCCCGAGCACCGGGCUCCUGGCGUCGUCGCCGGACAGAAACAAUUUCACUGCGUAUGGCUCGAUAUCCUCGCGCGUAAGUGAAUCGACUCGUCAAAAUGCGAUCCAGCUCCAUAAAGAGCAUCUCAGUCGGACUGAUGCCUCUGUGGAUCCCGAUCGAGAGCCCCUGAUCCUCAAGCAUGUUCAACACGAAGAUGGCACGGAAGAGGACAUCGUGGUUGGGCAAUCUACCGUUCCACAGACUGUUUUCAACUCCGUCAACGUACUGAUCGGGAUUGGGCUGCUGAGUCUUCCAUUGGCAAUGAAGCAUGCCGGUUGGGUACUUGGGUUAUCGUUUCUGAUCUUUUCCGCGGUGACGACGGGCUAUACGGCCAAGAUUCUGGCCAAGUGUCUGGACGUGGAUCGCUCUCUUGUUUCAUACAGUGACAUUAGCUAUCUGGCAUUCGGGCAAUAUGCUCGCUUCAUCACCAGUCUCCUGUUUUGUAUGGAACUGCUUGGAGCUUGUGUGGCUCUCGUGGUGCUUUUUGCAGAUAGUCUGUACGUCCUGAUUCCAGGGUUCAAUAUUCUCCAGUGGAAGAUAGUCUGUGGAAUCGUUCUGUUGCCCUUGAAUUUCAUGCCUUUGCGCUUUCUCAGUGUCACUAGCAUUCUCGGCAUCGUCUCGUGCACAUCAAUUGUCCUUCUCAUUUGCGUCGAUGGAUUGAUGAAGCCACAGUCACCUGGCUCUCUUCGCCAACCUGCCACCACAUUCCUCUUCCCUGAGAACUGGGCUACCCUUCCUCUAAGUUUCGGUCUCAUCAUGUCACCCUGGGGCGGGCACUCCGUGUUCCCCAACGUGUAUAAAGACAUGAGGCAUCCUCAUAAAUAUGAGAAGAGUCUCUGGUCCACAUAUCUAUUUACAUUUUCUCUUGACUGCUCCAUGGCGAUCCUCGGCUGGCUCAUGUUUGGAGACAUGGUUCGAGACGAGAUCACGGCGAACGUCCUCGCCAUCGACGAGUAUCCGCAGGCACUAUCCGUCUGUAUCAUCAUCUUCAUCUCCAUCAUCCCGCUGACAAAAGUACCUUUGAACGCCCGGCCCAUCGUAUCGACGUUCGAAGUCCUCUGUGGAGUGGCAAAGGGCCGUGAACCCCUCGGAGCGCGUCCGGAAAAGAUUCAAGAAAUGGCGCGUUUGGUGAUUCGUGUUUUCACAGUCGCGCUUAUUGUCGUAUUGGCCAUAGUCUUCCCCUCCUUCGACAGGAUUAUGGCUUUCUUGGGCUCGUUCUUGUGCUUCACCAUUUGCAUCAUUUUCCCGCUUGCCUUCUAUCUAAAAAUUUUUGGGAAAGAGAUCAGUCGAAGAGAGCGCAUCCUCGACUGGGCUUUGCUGAUAUUUUCAUCGAUACUGGCGACGAUCGGAACCGUGUGGGCAUUCUUGCCUCGUGAAAUGAUCUCGGGAACAUCUUAG